Coregonus clupeaformis (lake whitefish) is the source of this 1216-nucleotide messenger RNA. Its product is annotated as isoaspartyl peptidase/L-asparaginase. NCBI's taxonomy places the organism in Eukaryota, Metazoa, Chordata, Actinopteri, Salmoniformes, Salmonidae. The transcript has 7 exons. The record is from RefSeq and is a predicted model, not a curated record. The coding region runs from base 72 to 1004 and encodes 310 amino acids. Gene Ontology annotation, molecular function: asparaginase activity.
GAAAAUGCGCGGUAGACCUCUGAUUGAAAAGGUUUCCUUCCAGAGUCAUUGAAGCUUUGUGAGACCUGACGAUGAAGCCAGUAAUAGUUGUGCAUGGCGGUGCAUGGGCCAUCCCUGAUGAUAUGGCUAAGGCAUCUGUGGACGGGGUGAAGUCUGCGGCUACUGCAGGCUUUCUGGCUAUGAAGAGAGGAGGCAGUGCAUUGGAUGCUGUUGAGCUGGCUGUUAGGGCCUUAGAAGAUAACCCAACAUUUGAUGCAGGUCAUGGAGCAGUACUGAAUACUAAUGGAGAAGUGGAGCUGGACUCCAUCAUUAUGGAUGGAAGGACCCUAGCUGCUGGAGCUGUGUCUUCAGUGAAGAACAUCGCCAACCCUGUGUCACUGGCACGUGCCGUGAUGGAAAAGACCGACCACAUCAUGUUGACAGACAGAGGUGCAAACAUGUUUGCUGAAAGUGUUGGCAUACCUACAGUCCCUACAGACGCCCUGGUGACAGAAUGUGAGAGAAAAGAGUGGGAGAAGGCUAAGAAGUAUGCUGUUGGAGUGAAGGAGCUCUUCAACUCUCAAUGGGGCCACGAUACUGUUGGAGCUGUUGCUAGAGACUGUUCUGGUAAUGUUGCAUGUGCAACUUCCACUGGAGGAAUAAGAAACAAAAUGGUGGCCAGAGUAGGAGAUUCUCCAAUCAUAGGGUCUGGUGGGUAUGCGGACAACCUGAGUGGUGCAGUAUCCUGUACUGGCCAUGGAGAGUCCAUCCUGAAAGUCACCCUGGCCAGACUCAUCCUCUUCCACGUAGAGCAAGGUAAAGGUGCACCUGAGGCUAUAGAGGUCUCUCUACGCUACAUGGGUGAUCGGGUACAGGGAGGAGGAGGAGCCAUAGUAGUUUCCCGGACAGGGGAGUGGGCAGCCAAGUUCACCACAGAGCGAAUGGCCUGGGCAGCAGUGGAGAGAGAGGUUCUGUGGUAUGGUUUGAACCCAAAGGAAGAGUUCAAGGAAACACUAACACAAUAACAGCUUAAUCUAUAAUUUGUUGGGGGAGGGGGGAUACAUAGAGUUUAAAUAAAGUGUUAUUGCGGAACACAGUGUCAAAUUGACAAAUGGAGCCUACUUACUGUAAUUUUGUUGGCAAGAGAAUUUAAAGGACUGGGAGAAAUCUACAGUUGAAGUCGGAAGUUUACAUACACUUAGGUUGGAGUCAUUAAAACUCGUUUUUCAACCACUCC